Olea europaea var. sylvestris is the source of this 1317-nucleotide messenger RNA. Its product is annotated as probable protein phosphatase 2C 73. Bases 139 to 1263 code for a protein of 374 amino acids. The record is from RefSeq and is a predicted model, not a curated record. Gene Ontology annotation, biological process: protein dephosphorylation. Gene Ontology annotation, molecular function: protein serine/threonine phosphatase activity. The transcript has 6 exons. NCBI's taxonomy places the organism in Eukaryota, Viridiplantae, Streptophyta, Magnoliopsida, Lamiales, Oleaceae.
ACCAAAUAAUGGAUAGUGGGUUUCUCUAACUUCUUGGAAUCCCAUCAUCAUUUUUAGGCAAGUAAUAUCCCGGUUUCUUAAUGUCAACUCACUUUCCAACAAUUUUUAAGGUUAUAGGGUAGUGGAGGUGGUGUGAUAAUGAGUCGUUUAUCGUCGAUUUUCAGUGGAUUUUCGAGAUCGAUUUCAAAAAAUAAAACUAAUAGUUUGAAGGGCAGUUGUGAGAAUUGUGAUGGAAGAGAGGCUGUAAAAGAUAUGGCGAAGGAUUCGAAGAAGAAUGAGUUGAUGUUGACGACGUCAGGCACUGUUAAUGUCGAAGGAUCCCAUAAUUUUGCUUCUGUUUUCUCGAAAAGAGGGCAGAAAGGCGUGAAUCAAGAUCGCUGCAUUGUUUGGGAGGAAUUUGGAUGCCAAGAGGACAUGAUAUUCUGUGGGAUAUUUGAUGGACAUGGCCCUUGGGGACAUUUUGUGGCCAAGAGGGUUAGGGAGUCGAUGCCAUCGUCUCUUCUCUGUAACUGGCAGGAGACGCUUGUUGAAGCUUCACUUGAUCCCGAUUUUGAUUUGGAAUCUGAUAAAAAGCUUCAUAAAUUCAAUAUAUGGAAGCAUUCCUACUUGAAGACAUGUGCUUCUAUAGAUCAGGAGCUGGAACGGCACCGAAAAAUCGACUCAUUCUACAGUGGCACUACUGCUUUGACAAUUGUUAGGCAGGGCGAGUAUAUUUUUAUUGCAAAUGUUGGCGAUUCACGUGCUGUACUGGCCACCACGUCUGAAACUGGUAACUUGGUACCAGUACAGCUUACUAUUGACUUCAAGCCGAAUCUACCUCAGGAGGCUGAACGCAUAAUUCAAUGCAAAGGUCGAGUUUUCUGUUUGCAUGAUGAGCCAGGGGUUCACAGACUGUGGUUGCCGGAUGAGGAAUCACCUGGACUAGCAACGUCUAGAGCUUUUGGGGACUAUUGUGUUAAGGAUUAUGGUCUAGUUUCUGUCCCUGAAGUGACACAGAGACAUAUAACAAGUAAAGAUCAGUUUGUCGUGCUAGCAACAGACGGGGUAUGGGACGUUAUAUCCAAUGAAGAAGCCGUGCAAAUUGUGUCAUCAACUCCAGACAGGGUGAAAUCAGGUAGGCGUCUAGUAGACUGUGCCGUCCAUGCAUGGAAGAAGAAGAGAAAGGGAAUAGCAAUAGAUGAUAUAUCAGUAAUUGUACUCUACUUUCAUUCUUCUUCUUCUUCACGUGAUCAACUUCGUUUUGCAGUAUCUUCACCAAAGUAAUUCUAUCAAAGUGUAGUUAAAAAAUCACUCUUGCAGUUAGUCUUUUUCUCUUCA